Cucumis sativus (cucumber) is the source of this 1103-nucleotide messenger RNA. RefSeq lists its product as uncharacterized. Bases 170 to 646 code for a protein of 158 amino acids. The transcript has 2 exons. Lineage: Eukaryota; Viridiplantae; Streptophyta; Magnoliopsida; Cucurbitales; Cucurbitaceae. The record is from RefSeq and is a predicted model, not a curated record.
UGGAUAUAAAUUAAACUAUACAAAUAUUCUUUAUUCCUUUCUUUCCACAUUUUGGGGAACCCUCUGUAUAAAUAGGAAAUUACUAUUGCAUCGCUUUUGUAGUAAAAAAGAGAAAAUUUCUCCCAGACUUGAAAACCCACGAUUUCCUUCUUGGUAUCAAAGCUUUGAAAUGACCAAUGGCGUCUCCCUCAUCGGAUCUUCAACCACAAACUUCAGUAACCCUCCUUUAAACCAAAUACUAAAUCAACUAGCCUCUGUGAAACUUGAUCGUGGAAAUUAUUUGUUGUGGCAAACCCUAGCCCUUCCCAUUCUGAAGAGUUACAAACUCCAAGGCCAUUUGACGGAAGAAAAUCAAUGUCCUCCAAAAUUCAUCAUAAAUCCAACCUGUGGAGCAUCAUCAAGAUCCACUACAACAAAAACGGUUAAUCCGAAAUUUGAUCAAUGGGUUACUUUUGAUUUAUUACUUUUGGGCUGGAUGUACAACUCAAUGACACCAGAAGUGGCACUCCAACUGAUGGGGUUUAACACAGCAAAGGACCUCUGGGAAGCCAUACAAGAUUUAUUCGGAGUACAAUUAAGGGCAGAGGAAGAUUUUCUUAGGCACACAUUUCAGACUACUCAAAAAGGUCAUAUUGGGGUUAGAUGAAAUUUACAACCCUGUAACCGCUGUUAUUUAGGGAAAACCCACCACCUCUUAGCUAGAUAUGCAGUCAAAAUUACUAAUAUUUGAGAAACGCCUUGAGCAUCAAAACUCCCAAAAAAUCCAGGUAAUAUUGUCCAAAACACCACUGUGAAUAUGGUUCAAAACCAUGAGAAUAAUGAUGCUCGACAACCUGGAAACUCAUAUCCACACAAUAGUAAUGGCUCAAAUGGAAAUAGUCACAGCAUGGAGGUAGCAACUUCGGCAGUCACGAUCGUGGCUGAGGAAAAGGAAACAAACCAACAUGCCAAGUAUGUGGAAAAUAUGGGCACUCUACACUGGUAUGUUAUAACAGCUUUAAUAAGAAAUUUUCUAGAAAUUUCAUUCUAAACAGAGGACACAAUAUUAACGCGGAAAUUACUAUUGCACCUCUUUUGUAAUAAAAAACAGAAAAUUUCUCUCA